Molecule: messenger RNA, 1517 nt
Organism: Paraphaeosphaeria sporulosa
Lineage: Eukaryota; Fungi; Ascomycota; Dothideomycetes; Pleosporales; Didymosphaeriaceae
Product: S-adenosyl-L-methionine-dependent methyltransferase
Exons: 5
Coding region: 198-1400 (400 amino acids)
Molecular function (GO): methyltransferase activity
Source: RefSeq, a predicted model, not a curated record
CUCUCUCGGGCCCGAGGUGUCGUGGGGUACAGUACCCAAGACGGGAAACGUCAAAAGAGCAGGCCGCGAAGCGUCGACCACGAAUUGGGCACUAGUCUGCGUUUCUGGGGCACUUUGCGCAGGGAAAAGAUCGUGUGGGUCUCUUUGAAAUCGCCGCGGUGUCCUUGCGCUCGUGCGAUUACUUUGCGGAGGAAGACAUGGCCUCGAAUCCGCAGACAGACACGCCCGGUCGUGCCACAGAUGUGCAACAGAGUCAGCCGUCCGCGGAGUCUAGCGCCAACCAGAACGCGACACAGCAGCCUCAACACGUGGCUGUACCCGUUUCGGGGGAUGCACCACCACCGGUGAUAGACACCAGUGCGAGUGAAAAUGAAGAGCAGGGGCAGCCAGUGGAUACCAGUGUCAGCGAAGGGGGACCUGAGGAGGACGACGACCUGGAUGUGGCGAGUUGGGGGUCGCGGAGUGAUGCAGGAGACUCUGCAUACGAGGACCUACAAUCACAAACAGCCUCAGUAACCUCGAGCAUCCUCGCCGGUCACUGGGAAAACGGCCGAAGAUACCACUCCUACCAAAGCGGGAAAUACAUGUUCCCCGAUGACGAGAUGGAGCAGGAACGCCUCGACGUCAAGUACGCCGCCAUUCACCUUACCUACGGCAGCAAGAUCUGCUUCGCGCCGCUGGAGGACCCGCAGAACGCCCUCGAUGUAGGCACCGGUACCGGCAUCUGGGCCAUCGACUUUGCAGAAGAGUACCCCGGCUGCACCGUCACCGCCAUCGACCUCAGCCCCAUCCAGCCCACCUGGGUCCCCCCAAACGUCAAGUUCGAAAUCGACGACGCGGAGCAGGACUGGACGUGGCCCGAGAACCACUUCGACUACGUGCAUCUGCGUACUAUGGCCGCGGCGGUGCGCGACUGGCCCCGCAUGUUCAGGCAGGCGUAUCGACACACCAAACCCGGCGGCUACAUCGAGCUUCAAGAACAAGACUACAUGGGCGUCAUGCAAUCCACCUCGCGCAACCCUGGCACCGCCUUCCUCACGUGGUGCAUCCAGCAAGGCCGGGCAGCCGGCCGCGUCGGCGUCAACCUGCGCAGCAUACCCUCGGAAAAGGCCGACCUCCUCCGCGCAGCCGGCUUCGUGGACGUUGUCAUCCACGAGUUCCGGUGUCCGAUUGGGCCGUGGGCCGCCGACAAGAAGAUGCGGGAUGCGGGGCUGCUGCAGCUGAGCGCUGUGCUGGAUGGGCUGGAGGGCCUGAGUUUGCGGUUGCUCAAGUUCUACGACGAGGGGUGGACGAAGGAUGAGUUGGAUGUGCUUUUGGCGAAGGUGCGGACGGAGUUGCGGAGUCGGGAGUGUCACGCUUAUUGGCCUGUGAUUGUGGUGUACGCGCGGAAACCGGAGUGAAGGCGAGCACGGGACAUGCUUUCUUCUUGUUCUUCUCCUCCCUCGUCUUGUUUCUCGCCAUGCCAGUCCAUUUACUGAGCACAUCUGCUGCAUAGCGUGCUAGCGUGCCUCAACUGC